UUCUUCGUUUGGGAUUCACAAUGUUUCCCUUAUUCUCAGCUUUUUCUCUUCUCUUCUUUGAUCCUGCGUUCAUGUCCUCAUAUUUUUUCUCCUCGAUCUCUUAGCCUAAGAAGAACAGGAGAAAAUUUGUUUUCCCGAUUUUUGGAAUUGUAGCAAGAGACAGAUCCAAAAGCAUUGCAGAAAAAUAUCAUAGAUGGAGAGUCCUCUAGGGUUCAUGGCGGUCUUCGCCGUCUCCGGAAGCGUGGUGCUCCUCGCGACUCAGUUUCACAAACGCCUUCUCUCUGAUUUCAUGGAGAAGAUAAAAUUCGAACUCCGAUCGCAGAAAUGCAUGGCGAUGAAGAAGGUGAGACUUGCGGCGGAUGUGGUGGGGCCGUCGGUGAACAACGAAGAGUAUCGCCGGAGACAUUCAAAGGGCAAAUUCGGCGGUAACCUCCGCAACAAGAAUGCGAUGAUCCUUGGAAACAACAACAAAGGUAUUCAUAAUCAUAAUAUGCCUCUCAACAGGCAAGUUUUGUACAAAGGAAUAAUAGAAUAUAAGACCAAUUAUCUCUGAUUUUGACCAUUCAAGAAUAUGGGCAAGCCGUCCGUACCGUCAAACUUUUCUUCUUUCCAUUUUUGUUUUUUCCCCUCUUUUUCUUUACAGUGGUAUGCUUGUAAUUUGUAAAUACUGAAAUGUUUUCCUA
This is a messenger RNA of Tarenaya hassleriana, 683 nucleotides long. RefSeq lists its product as uncharacterized. NCBI's taxonomy places the organism in Eukaryota, Viridiplantae, Streptophyta, Magnoliopsida, Brassicales, Cleomaceae. The transcript is spliced from 2 exons. The record is from RefSeq and is a predicted model, not a curated record. Bases 194 to 553 code for a protein of 119 amino acids.